AUGACUUCACCAGGUGCACACAGCGAAGCUGACCCGACGACCGGCGAGGCAAAGCUCAUCGAGGGAACUGGGCAAGAAGGUGUGGUUUCUUCGUCCGAGGCUCUUACCUUGCUCGAUGCUACUAAAAUUGGCGACCAUGCGACCGUCAAACUACUGCUUGAGCAGCAGGAAGUAUAUGUCGACCCCCUUGAUGAAGAUCUUUCAAGUCCACUUAUCAUUGCAUCAAGACAAGGGUUCGCGGAGAUUGCCUUCACCCUUUUACUCCACGGUGCGAAUGCCAACAUCUCGAAUAAAGCAGAAGAAUCACCCCUACUAGAAGCGUCAUGGAAAGGGCACAGCCAAAUCGCCGCAAAGCUUCUGGAUUAUGGCGCAGCACUUGAAGACCGUGAUAAGCGUGGGGAUACCUCACUCUUGCUGGCAGCCUUUAACGGGCAUGACAAGAUAGUCUCCGAGCUGUUGAAUCGCGGCGCAAAUGUGGAAGCCUACAAUUGUCAAGGGAAUACCUCACUCCUGCUGGCAGCCUAUAACGGGUACGACAAGAUAGUCUCCGAGCUACUAAGUCAUGGUGCGAAGAUUGAAGCCUGCAAUGAAAGUGGGAACACUUCACUCCAGCUGGCAGCCUCUAGCGGGAAAGAUCAGGUCAUUGUUACACUGCUUAGCAGGGGUGCUGUGGUAGAUACUUUCAGCAAGCGAGGAGAUACCGCUUUGAUGUUGGCGUGUUGGGAAUCCCACGAGAGCAGCGUGCGGAUUCUCCUCAGCUACAAGGCUUCAGUUGCUGCUUGCUUUCUUACAGGUUGCAGCCCGUUGCAUCUUGCGGCCAAAAAGGAUGAUAUGAACAUCAUCCGGUUACUUCUUUCUCGCCAAAAGGCCGACGAAUGCAUAGAUGGGGUCGGCAGAACGCCCCUUCACGCAGCUUGUAUGGCGACUCGUUACAGCAAUGCGGAAAUCCUCUUGGACAACGGUGCAGAUGUGAACAGAAGAGACUUCCAAGGAUUCAGCCCGCUACAUCUCACAGCUUGGGAGGUUCCAGAAUCAGAAAAAACCCAAGAAGAGGGGGAUUUGAUUGAGCUCCUCUUAUCACGAGGGGCCAGAAUCAACGACGACACCUGUGGUUGGUCGCCACUUCGUCUUGCCUGCGAAAGCAAAAAUUUAACCGCCAUCGAAUGCCUCGUUUCACGUGGAGCAAACGUUCACCAAAGUGACACUUCCGGAGACAGUCCUUUUCAAAUUGCCCUGCAAGGAGAGCUUGACAUUCAGGAGUUCCACAGCUUGCUAUUUGAAGAGCCAGGUGUUCUGCGAACUGAUGAGCAGGGCUGGUCGGUUCUUCACCAAGCUUCUCAGAGCUGGAGCCUCCCAGCCGUUGAGGCAAUAUUGAGUGAAGCCAUCUCAAUCAGAGGCUUCAAGGGCCCGAGCCCGCUGGUUUUAGCGCUCCGCCGAGAAAGUCGAGAUGUUGCACUUUGUCUCUUGAGGUCAGAGAUAUACUACUCUCGGAGCUGUGUGGGGAUAUUUGUGAAUCUCACACCAGAGAACGAGUUGUCGGAAAUUGAGCAGCACUUGAACAAAUUUGCUUUAAGUGGCAUGUUGUCCAAUGAUGACUUGACAUCGAUCAUACACUGGAUGAUCGUGAACAAGAUGGAUACCCAUUUGCGGGAUGAUCAUUUGACCCCUGAGCCCUCGAAACAAUACAAAAAUGGCAUGACGGCUGCUCAUAUUGCCGCCCGACAUGGAAAUAGCAAUCUUCUUCGGAGCCUUUCAUCAACCUUUAAUCCCGGGCUGAUUGAUGAUGACCGAAACACUGUUCUCCAUGCUGCUGCUGUAUCUGGGAAUUUGGAAACUAAUAAGUUUUUGCUGGGAGCACAUGAUCCUGGGAGAAGGUCCGCGAAACACACCCCUUCCAGGACCGUCGAUCUCAUCAUGCAGCUAAAUGGGGCCGGAGAAUCACCAUUUUCCUUGGCAGUUAGAGGCCACCAUACCGCCGUCUGGGACUACUUCAGAGACGAGCUUGUGAAGUGCACUUUGCAAUUAGAUGGUUUGAAUGGUGAUCCCUUGCAAGUGAGCACCGCUUUGGAGUUAGCGUUUCGCUUUGAGAAGCCAGGGAGAUCAGAACGCCUGAUACAAUUGAUGAAGACCCAUUUCAGGAGACCAGUUCUUAUGACACCAAAUAAUAGCCCAGCUCUAGCCUCAAAGGACGAAGAAUGGGGGAUACUCCACUAUGUGGUGUUUUAUGGUCAAGCAAUCGCGCUAUGGUGGCUCCUCGCCAACGGGUGGGGUUUUGGUACGAAAGAAACAGAGAUUGCCCAACGUAUCCUGGAAGCCGACAGAAGAAUCCCAAACUCGGCCAUAAUGCUCGAGCUUCUUCAAAACCCCCCGCAGAGGGUUGAACAGACCGGCGUGAGCGAUAGCCAUCACCUGCCAGAUCUCCCCUCAAAACCACCGAACCUCUCACUUGGCGACUUCCAAACUACCAUCCUUGAUCUUUAUGUGAAGAACGAAAACGUUGAACUCCAUCUGGUAAGCGGGUCGCCUGAGAAUAUCAUCUACAACCACUCUUUGGGCCCUCAUAAACUCAUGAAAGAUUCCUUGGCUAUGAGCCAUCGUCAGAUGGCUUCACUGCGACGGGACAUCGAAAAGCCCCGCGAUGGAGCUGUUGGGGUGGGUGUAAAGUGCUUAUCACGGUCCCCAUGUCAGGGCCCAGUGGAAGUGGAUACAAAGCUCGACUUAGGUAUCUUUCAUUUGAGGUGGAUUCACCUUCCGUUUAAUCAUGUAAGUGUCCGUCCUUGGCAAUCAGGUUAUCAAAUGUGUUGA
Molecule: messenger RNA, 2805 nt
Organism: Penicillium olsonii
Lineage: Eukaryota; Fungi; Ascomycota; Eurotiomycetes; Eurotiales; Aspergillaceae
Source: the annotation of a GenBank genome assembly